CACAAAGUCCCCACAUUGUGUACUAAAAGACUGUUUCAUCCCUAAAUCUUGCACCUUUUAGGCCCAAUGCUCAAUAUUGCUCAUGCCCAUUUUGGCUAUGUAUUUUUUUUAAUGAAUUAAAUGUAACUGAAUAAAUUCUUGCAGCCAUAAAUCCAUAUGCAACCUAUUUAAGCCACAGUAAAUAUUUUGAUAUGAUUGUUGAGAAGUUGUUACAUUUUGUUAUAUAUAUAUUGCAGGGUUGAUCAUGGUGAAAAUCAAGAAUGCUUAGUUAUUGUCAUAAUGGAUGUUGAACUAGAGCAAGCUACAUUGGUUACAACUCUAGACAUGAUGCCUGCUAAGAAGAAGGAGCUCAUGAGUCAUGCCAUGAAGAGGACAAGUGAAUGGAUUUUCUCCCAAGAGAUCUCGAGUGAUGUUACGAUCCACGUACAAGGCGUUUCAUUUUCGUUACACAAGUUUCCAUUGGUGUCAAAGUGUGGUUAUAUAAGGAAAUUGAUAUUAAACUCGAAAGAGGGUGAUCAUGCAGUCAAAAUCAAUGAUGUCCCAGGAGGGCCUGAAGGAUUCGAACUUGCAGCGAAGUUUUGUUAUGGAAUAAACUUCGAAUUAACGAUUGAAAACAUUGCAAUGGCAAGGUGUGUGGCUGAGUUUCUUGAAAUGACGGAGGAGUAUUCGGUUGGGAACCUGGUAUCAAGAACAGAAGCCUAUAUAAAUGAAGUCGGGCUUAAUUCGUUUGCGGGCGCAGUUUCGAUCUUGCAAUCGUCAGAAAGAUACUUACCGGUGUCUGAAAAUGUAAAACUGGUCACUCGUUGUGUAGACACAAUUGCACUCAUAGUGACCAAGGAAAGCCAAUUUUGUUUGUCGGCUAGCGCAGAGUGUAGUAGCGAUGGCUUAGAUUCUUCUUCGUCGUCUUUGUUUCACCUAAAAGAAGUUGUUGAUUGGUGGGCUGAAGACUUGGUUGUUCUUAGCAUCCAUACAUUUCAAAGGGCUCUUCUUGCAAUGAUUUCAAGGGGGUUCAACAAGUAUGCACUUGUGCCGAUUCUAAUGCUUUAUGCACGCAAAUGUCUUCAAGAUUUGCAGGAGAUAUCAGGAAAGGGGAAGAACAAAGGUGAUCCAAAUCAAGAAAACGAAAAGCGGGUUGUUUUAGAAACGAUAGUUAGCCUCUUGCCAAGGGAAAAAAAUGCAAUAUCAACUAGUUUCCUUUCAAUGCUACUUCGAUCUGCGAUAUACCUCGAGACAACCGUUGCAUGUAGGGUAGAUUUAGAGAAAAGAAUGGGGUUACAGCUUGGGCAAGCUGUCUUAGAUGAUAUAUUGAUCCCUUCUUUUCGCUUUGACGGGGACACUUUGUUUGAUAUUGACACCGUGCAACGAAUAUUGAUGAAUUUUGGUGAGUUGGAUGGCCCUUGUGAUGACAUGGCGAAAGUUGGAAAGCUUAUGGAGAGUUAUCUUGCUGAAAUAGCUUCUGAUAGUAACUUAUCAUUAUUAAAGUUUAUGAAUCUUGUUGAGCAUACACCAAAUCAAAGGGUCACAGAUGAUGGAUUGUAUAAAGCCAUUGAUAUAUACUUAAAGGCUCAUCCGGCUUUAGGGGAUACAGAAAGGAAGAAACUUUGCAGUUUGUUAAACUGUCAAAAGCUAACUAGCGAGGCGUGUGCUCAUGCCGCACAAAAUGAGAGGCUUUCGGCAGGGACAGUUGUUCAAGUUCUUUACUAUGAACAACAACGGUUAAGAGACGCCAUUGAUGAUGGAUCUAGAUCGAACCCGUUACCAGAUGAUGUUUCAAGUUUACAAAAAGAGAAUAAAGAUCUUAAAUUAGAGCUUCUAAAAGCGAAAAUGAAACUAAAAGACAUCGAAAAAGAAAAAUCGCAUUCUGAUAAGUCACCAUCGCGUACAAGAUCACUCAUAAGCACCGUGUCGAAAAAGUUCUUGAAAUUUACUCCAUUUUUAUGGUUUGAUCAUGGGGUUUCAAAUUCCAUUACAAGAAUCAAGGAUAAGGCAAGUAAAGUUAGAAGACAUUCUAUUUCUUGAAUGCCAUUAACACUGUUUAGGUGUUUUGGUGUAAUGUAUAAUCUUUAAAUGUUACAUCCUAUGUCUUGAAAUUCUUAAUAUAAUUAUUUAUUUAUGUAUAUAUGUAUAUAUAAGUUGAAGGUUGCUUUUGUA
This is a messenger RNA of Helianthus annuus (common sunflower), 2151 nucleotides long. RefSeq names its product BTB/POZ domain-containing protein SR1IP1. Gene Ontology annotation, molecular function: protein binding. NCBI's taxonomy places the organism in Eukaryota, Viridiplantae, Streptophyta, Magnoliopsida, Asterales, Asteraceae. The coding region runs from base 280 to 2019 and encodes 579 amino acids. The transcript has 5 exons. The record is from RefSeq and is a predicted model, not a curated record.